This is a messenger RNA of Gigantopelta aegis, 789 nucleotides long. RefSeq names its product angiopoietin-related protein 1-like. The coding region runs from base 1 to 789 and encodes 262 amino acids. Lineage: Eukaryota; Metazoa; Mollusca; Gastropoda; Neomphalida; Peltospiridae. The record is from RefSeq and is a predicted model, not a curated record. The transcript is spliced from 2 exons.
AUGUCUAUUGGCCGCUGCCGUGAACGACACAGAUCAGAACCUGAACAGCACAACCUCUUAGGAUAUUGCAAGGACCAAUACUGCAAGCUAGUGAUGGACGGUUCUUCAAAAGACAUGUGCUAUAAACGUAUUGACCGUGGAUAUUGCUCAGAAGGAUUCAAGUCUAGCACCUAUAAUGCCGUAGGUAUUUAUACUAUUAUGCCCCCAUUUUCCAACACGUCAUUUCCUGUACGUUGCGAAAUGAAGUUUGGCGGCAGAACGAUGGUGCAGUACCGGGAUGACGUCACAGAAGACUUUUACCGAAACUGGACUGACUACCGGAACGGAUUCGGAUCUCUGGAUGCGGACUUCUGGCUGGGCCUGGAAAAGAUUCGUCAGAUCGUCAAAAACCGCGACGUCGAUCUCGUCGUCUUCAUGAAACUCGGCAACGGCAGCUACUACCAGCAGCGUUACUUCAACGUCAGCGUCAGCGACGAAUCCGACGGUUACAGGGUGAUGUUUUCACACAGCCGACCCGGCAGCAGUUUCCCUCUGGGGGACUCUCUGUCGUACGCUAAUGGGUCACAGUUCACGACGCUGGAUGUGGACAACGAUAACUGGGCGGGAGGAAACUGCGCACAGACGCACAAGAGUGGGUUCUGGUUUAACGCGUGCACGAAGUGUAACCCGAAUGGGCGCCUCCUGAAGCCGGCAGACGGGUUGAAGUCGAGUUCCGAGGAAGUGUUUUGGACGCACGAUUUAGGGAACAGUGCUCCAUACAAAACCAAGAUGUGGCUGGUUGUUCCGUGA